UGUCAAUUGCCAUAGCAGACUGUAAACUUUACCGUUUAAACUGUGUGGUCGACCGACCCAACAUUUCUUCGUAGAAUAUAGAGUCUGAGAAAUUUGACAAGGUUUGAAAGCAGAGCUAGAGUACACAAUGGCAGACAUCUAUUAUGCUGCAGGUGAUGUAGGUGUGAUACUGCCACAGAUAGUCAAGGAACUCCAGAAGACAACCUUGCAUUCACAACUCAAACAAGCAGCACAGGUCAUUGCUGCAAUGCCAGAUACAAACAUUUCUGACUUGGAAUUCACAGUGCCAGAGAGACUUACAGAUACAGGGUGGGAACAGAAGCUUCACAAUGCUGUGUAUAGACAUCUUAGACACUACAAACCCAUGCCACACCCUGACACACCCCAAGAGCAGAUGAAGGAAUCUUUGGCAUACAUCCGCAGAGCGCAGUCUACCUGGGAGAAAAGGAUCUUAAAGAGUCUCAACAGUAUGUGUACAGAACUCUCCAUUCCACUGGCCAGAAAGAGGCCGUUAUCAGAGCAGAACGAACUCCGAUCUCGAUGGAAUGAACUUGGAACGGAAGAGCCAGAUUUGGGUAGCUUUCGACCAGUGUAUGGACCAAAGGAUUUCCUUGACAUGCUAACAACCAUUAAACACCCUAAUCUUGACGUGAAUGGUCCUACCUUGUCACCACAGUGGGGUCUAAUCUAUCUACCUCUAAAAGUCAAAACACUACCUCAAUUGCAAGAGGAGUAUAAGGUCUUAUCUCCAAAGCAGAGGCAGACGGGUGUAGAUGACACAUCAGAUUUCCCUGGAGAGUUGUUUGAUGGAGAGAGGAUGAAGCUUGGGAGGCGUGUCAUCCAAGCCAACCACACAGCAGUGGCUCAGCAGUACGCCAAGAGUGGCUGCCCGAGUGGCCUCAGGGGUCAAAUCUGGAAGCGGAUCCUUGGAGUAGCAGUCGAUGAUGCGGUAAGUAUAGUGGCAGAUGAAUAUCCUAGUUUCAAGCUUUUCAUACAAGAGUUUGUUAAAACCAAUCAUGAAAGUUCAUCCUUGUUGAUAAUGUGUAUGUUUGAAAGUUAAACUUUAGAUCUCAAAACAAAAUCUUUACCUCUGAAAUCUUCAGGUGUUCAGCUACAGCUAUCAUCAGUGAUGUGACCCGCCUUGAUCGUUCUGAGGUUUUGCUAAAACUUGCAUUUCCACUGUCACUUGAAUCUCAGCACUUUCCCAGUACCCUAACACCUUCUCAUUUGCACUUUUUUUCUUUUUCUUUUUACAAACUUCCCUCGAAACUCGCUCUCUUUAGACAUUGUCAGUAUGUGCCUAGUGUUGCGGAUAAAAACAGUUCACCGAAGUGCACUACUUUUUUUUGUUGAAUCACGCAAAGUAUGUCUUGCGCUCCAAGGUGUCGAUGAUUUAUUCAUGUGGUAGAACAAGAUCCGCAGUUUGUGGAUUGGGUUACCUAAGUUGUGCCGCCUGUAUUUUUCCGAAUCAAAUUAGUGAGAAUCUCUUCAAGGAUGUUCGACAGGGGCAACGCACCUCUUUGGUAGUCUACCUGUGCUCACUGUAUCAUUUGCAGCCUUGUGUGAGAGAACCUGUAUAUAUAAUGAAGCCAUGCGAUCGAGUGCCAUAGAGGUUAAGAUACUAUACAUGAAUGGCCAUUGAAUGCCCGGAGGCCAGAGUAUUGCUGUGAUGCCUAGCUCACUGGAUACAAUGGACCUUCUUCACCUCUUCCUUGCCACGGGCGUCAAAUCUCGCCUGAGACUUUGAAUCUUUAACAAUGUGUGCGUACUUUCAAAGAAUGGCUGCAUGUACAUCCUUUUUCCUGACACUAAACUGGUGAUUUUUUUUUCUCCAAGAAACAAUUAAAAUGUAACUCUGAAAGUCCAUUUUAAUUAAAAAAACUUAAUUGUUGUUGCCAAAGACAGGGAUGAAAUGGCAAAGAUUGCGCCCAUUUUGCGCAACUCUUGAUCUUUUCAUAAUUUGUAGGGGGGAUUUAUGCCCUAUGACAUAUCAAAAUGGUAUCCUGCAUUUAAUUAUGUCAACAUGCUUUAACCUAUAAAUGUGUCAUCUACCUAUAUUUCUUUUUAUUUGAGACCUCACCUACAUUUAAAGUUCACUUUAUCAUUCCCCAUCCUUAUUCAGAAAAUAUAUCAAUUAGUCUGAAUUACUCAAAGAGGUCUCAAAUUGUUUUCUUCCCAGUCAGUUUGAUGCUAAAUUACUCUCUUUUUUUCUCCAUAACCUAUCAUUUCACUCAUACCUGUAUAAUGUGACACAUUGGGGGCAACUGCAUAUUUCUUGUGGAACUGCAGAACAAGUGAAAACUUUUAUAUCGCUAUCAUCUGAAGAUGGGAUUUGAUACGGGGGCGGCUAUAUCAAGUGAUCAGCAGGAUCAAUGCUGAACCCAGAAAUAGCGCCAUAUACUUUUUUUCUCUGCAUCUCUUUUCACACAAGGCAUCCCCAAGACCUGUAUUUUGUCAAGAUGGAAUUAAAAACACUUGCAUUUAUAAUUGAUAAAUAUACAUGUACAUCAACCCUCCGGGGAUGAACAUUGUAUAUCAAAAGAUUACCUACAGAGCUGUUGUUGAAGUCACAAAUAUGUCUCUACAUUUCUUCAGAAAUUCCAUUUCUUUUGCUUAGAAUCAUAUGAGCAUGAUUUAAUGCCCUUAAAGGUACUAUGUCCCAUUUGCAGGCCAAAAAAAUGAAAAA
This is a messenger RNA of Strongylocentrotus purpuratus (purple sea urchin), 2686 nucleotides long. Its product is annotated as TBC1 domain family member 19. The coding region runs from base 128 to 1060 and encodes 310 amino acids. The record is from RefSeq and is a predicted model, not a curated record. The transcript has 9 exons. Lineage: Eukaryota; Metazoa; Echinodermata; Echinoidea; Camarodonta; Strongylocentrotidae.